AUUGAAAGAAAAGUUGCCUUUCGACCGCUCUUUGACCCUAAAAGGGAUGUCGAUGCUGGGAGCCAAUAUUGUUGGCGAUAUUGGUUUAUUGAAGUCGCUUCUAUUUUCUGCCUCCCCUCAAUUUUCCAGGGUUCUCCGAAAGCGGAGUAGAAAGAUCUUCGUUGCAAUAGGUAGUUUGCAGACAUGGACACUUCUGGGAAAGUUAUCAAAUGUAGAGCAGCUGUGGCUUGGGAAGUCGGCAAACCACUUUCUAUUGAAGAGGUAGAAGUGGCUCCACCAAGGUCUCAUGAAGUUCGUGUCAAGAUAAUAGCCACUGGAAUAUGUGGGACAGAUGACCAUGUUCUGGAAGGUUCUUUCCCCAAAGUAGAGUUUCCGGUCAUUCCUGGCCAUGAAGGAGCCGGAAUAGUAGAGAGUGUUGGGCCAGGGGUGACAUGUGUAAAACCAGGCAGCUGCUUUGGCCUCUUGUCACAUGGGCUGUGGGAUCUGUGUGGUGAUUGGGAUGCCCCCCCUAGGUGCUAAAUUCCCAUUGGAUCCUAUGCUGCUUCUUACAGGGCGCACCAUAAAAGGGAGUUUCAUUGGAGGCUGGAAGAUGAAAGAUUCAAUUCCUCAACUGGUCUCCAGUUACAUGGAAGGAAAAUUUAAACCAGAUGUUCUGAUCACCCACAUUUUACCGUUCAGUGAUAUUGGGAAAGGAUUUGACUUGCUUCGUGCUGGAAAGAGCAUUCGUACCGUCUUGAUGUUUUAAGUGGCUCAGCUUGCUGAAUCGGUCUGGAAGUCUUUAGCAUGGGAACCACGAAGAUUACCCAUUUCCUUGGCCCUAUGUUUGUUCUGAAAAUACUGGAAAAAGACAUUCCUAUUUUGUUUCUCGGCGUGUUUAUGUUUAGACCAUAGCAUAAACGACAUGAUUUACACGAUGGAAAGUUGAUUUUACUUGGCCCCAGAUGGGGAAAAAAAAUCAAUCCAAAUCAUGAUCUUAGUUUUAAUUAUCACAGAUAAUUAGCAUAAUCCAAUUUUAAGGCUCCAAAGUGAGGGGGGUGAGAUCAAUUGUAUCUACUGUAUUUUUUGGAGUAUAAGAUGCACCUUUUUCCCUCAAAAAAGAGGCUGAAAAUCUGGGUGCAUCUUCCACACUGAAUACAACAUUUUUGGCCUGAAACCCCGCCCCCUUCACCAAAAUGGCCAUGCAUAGCAUCUAGGAAGCUUUCAGGGUGCUCCUAGGGAGGGCAGAAAUUAGCGAAAAACGGACUGAUUUUUGCUCAAUUUUGCCCCCCCCCAUCUCCCAGGAGCACUCUAUAAACCUCCUAAAGGCUAUUCAUGCCCUUUUUUAAAAAAAACAGACCCGUAUUCACACAAAAUAGACUAUUUUUGGGAGGUCUGCAGAGUGCACACACUUUUUUUUAUUUGCCUCUUUGAAAUCUUGGUGUGUCUUAUA
Molecule: messenger RNA, 1429 nt
Organism: Thamnophis sirtalis
Lineage: Eukaryota; Metazoa; Chordata; Lepidosauria; Squamata; Natricidae
Source: RefSeq, a predicted model, not a curated record